CCGGUCCGAGGGUGGGGGCGUGGGUGAUCGAUGGCCGGCGGCCCCGCCUUGUCUGAUUGUCUCUCCUCCUCCUCAUCAUCAUCAUGGAUCCAGCCUGUAACCAUGGAGAAAGAACCCCACAAAAAUCAUACGAGGAGAUAGAGAGGAGUCGUCUCGAGUCGAGAUCUAUUGUUGGCUACCAGGUUGGUUUUUCGGUGGGAGGCAGCGGUUCAAUACAAGCGGACAAGGACGCGUUCAUCACCACUUCGGAUAGGUUUGGUGGAUGGAUAGGUUGGUGAGGGGGCGGCCGCCAUAUCCCUCCUGAUCUGACCACCUGCAAUCUGCCGUCUUCCUCGUCACCUACCCGAUAAAGAGAUCAUCAUUCCCUCUUCUGUUUCCCCUCUUUCCGCCCGGGUUGCGAGAGAUCAGCCGAUCAGGGCGAGGGAGCUGAGUUAGCAGGGCUGCGACCAUGAAGGCGCUCAUUCUCGUGGGAGGCUUCGGCACUCGCCUACGGCCGCUGACUCUCAGCGUGCCAAAGCCACUCGUCGAUUUCGGCAACAAGCCCAUGAUCCUGCAUCAGAUCGAAGCUCUGAAAGAAGUUGGAGUUACAGAAGUUGUUCUGGCCAUCAAUUAUCAGCCUGAGGUCAUGCUUAACUUUCUCAAGGAUUUUGAGAGCAAGCUUGGUAUCAAGAUCACCUGCUCGCAGGAGACAGAGCCACUGGGAACCGCCGGCCCACUGGCCCUGGCACGCGAAAAGCUCGCGGACGGCUCCGGCGACCCUUUCUUCGUCCUCAACAGCGACGUGAUCAGCGAAUACCCGUUCGCCGAGCUCAUCCAGUUCCACAAGUCCCAUGGCGGCGAGGCCACGAUCAUGGUCACUAAGGUCGACGAGCCUUCCAAGUACGGCGUGGUGGUCAUGGAGGAGGAGACCGGCAAGGUGGAGCGCUUCGUGGAGAAGCCCAAGGUGUUCGUCGGCAACAAGAUCAACGCCGGCAUAUACCUGCUCAACCCGUCGGUGCUGGACCGCAUCGAGCUGAAGCCCACGUCCAUCGAGAAGGAGGUGUUCCCGCGCAUCGCCGCCGACAACGGCCUGUUCGCCAUGGUCCUACCGGGGUUCUGGAUGGACAUCGGGCAGCCGAGAGACUACAUCACCGGCCUGAGGCUGUACCUCGACUCCCUGAGGAAGAAGGCGCCCGCCAAGCUCGCGUCGGGCGCGCACGUCCUGGGCAACGUGCUUGUCCACGAGACCGCCGUCAUCGGCGAGGGCUGCCUGAUCGGGCCGGACGUCGCCGUCGGCCCCGGGUGCGUGGUGGAGGCCGGGGUGAGGCUGUCCCGGUGCACGGUGAUGCGCGGCGCCCGCGUCAAGAAGCACGCGUGCAUCUCCAGCAGCAUCAUCGGGUGGCACUCCACCGUUGGCAUGUGGGCGCGCGUCGAGAACAUGACCAUCCUCGGCGAGGACGUGCACGUCUGCGACGAGGUCUACAGCAACGGCGGCGUGGUGCUCCCGCACAAGGAGAUCAAGUCCAGCAUCCUCAAGCCCGAGAUUGUCAUGUGACUUAGGCGAGGAUUAAUCUGCGUCUUUUGUUACGUGAUGAUGAGAAAUUGGGUCCUAUGUGCUUGAUAUGUUUGUUGUUUGAUUUGUUCCUGAACUCUGAAACUGAAAGUGUAAUAUGUUAUGCCAAGUUAGUAUAUGUUUCAUCAGGCUAUAUGGUUAAAUGUGGUUAAGUGACUCUGAAGUUUCUCUCCUUGUUUGUAGAUAGGAGUCAGAUGAAUGAAAGCAAGACAGGAAAAAAAAACCUUUUUGUCUGA
Oryza brachyantha (malo sina) is the source of this 1788-nucleotide messenger RNA. Its product is annotated as probable mannose-1-phosphate guanylyltransferase 1. The transcript is spliced from 5 exons. The record is from RefSeq and is a predicted model, not a curated record. Bases 449 to 1534 code for a protein of 361 amino acids. Gene Ontology annotation, molecular function: mannose-1-phosphate guanylyltransferase (GTP) activity; GTP binding. Gene Ontology annotation, biological process: GDP-mannose biosynthetic process; cell wall mannoprotein biosynthetic process. NCBI's taxonomy places the organism in Eukaryota, Viridiplantae, Streptophyta, Magnoliopsida, Poales, Poaceae. Gene Ontology annotation, cellular component: cytoplasm.